Ictalurus punctatus (channel catfish) is the source of this 1420-nucleotide messenger RNA. RefSeq names its product pentatricopeptide repeat domain 2 (gene ptcd2). Gene Ontology annotation, cellular component: mitochondrion. Gene Ontology annotation, molecular function: RNA binding; protein binding. The coding region runs from base 40 to 1191 and encodes 383 amino acids. NCBI's taxonomy places the organism in Eukaryota, Metazoa, Chordata, Actinopteri, Siluriformes, Ictaluridae. The transcript has 10 exons. Gene Ontology annotation, biological process: mitochondrion organization; multicellular organism development; regulation of mRNA processing. The record is from RefSeq and is a predicted model, not a curated record.
UCUGCUUUACGAUUCGUUUUGGUAUAGCCAAAGACCAAGAUGGCGCUGCGCGGACUGAGGUGCUGUAUCCCAUUUGUACUUCGUCAGCAUAAUUCUCCAAGACUAGCAGUAUUAUUUGCAGCAGUGAAAUUGAAUUGUUUUACAUGCAGAAUUGAAGCCAGGCGCUACCUUUUGUCCGAGGAUGUUGUGAGACUGGAAGAUUUUCAGAAAAAGAAACUUGCUGUGGCCCAACAAGUGUCUGGAUCGAAAGGACAUAUCUUUAAUGCAUUAAAUCAGAAAAUACGAACUAAUCAAUUGAUCUUGAAGGAUGAACUGAAGCUGCUUCUCCUUCUCUGCCAAUCACCUGAGGAUAUGGUUAUGGCUAGAAAUGCUAUCUACAGGUACCAUGAAGAAAAUUGUAAUAUGGCAUUUGGGGAGUUCAGGUUUGGACCUGUGUUUAUGAGGCUGUGUUAUGAGCUGGGUCUGGCAGAUUUAGCACUCACUACACUGACUGAUCAGAGGCUAAAAGGAUUCUUUCCAGACUGUACAUCCUUUAACCUGGCCAUAGACCUGCUGUUCAGUAAAGGACACUUGGAAGGUGCAUUGAAGCUGAUCUGGGAGAUGAAAGCCCAAGGUGUUGCUUUCAACAAGGACACCUUUACACUGGCAUUUGCUACCUGCUACAAGCUAAACACCCCUAAGUCAUACCAGAUCUGCUUGGCCUUGCUGGAGGAAGGUCAGACCAAAGUCAGCUUCAUUCCUAGACAUGCUUAUUGCAUUGCAGUUGCAUUUGCCCUCAAGCAGGAUGAUGUUGAGCGAGCGCAGGCUAUCUACUCUCAGAUCAUGAAUACAGACAGCAGACUAUGCCAAAACCUGAGAGUACUUCUGUUGGCCAUGGCAGGAUCAAUGAAAGAUGCAGUUUCUGUCCUCACAACAGCCCUGUUGUCCGAUAGUUUAGUGUUUGUAAAGAAGCCAGACUUCUGCCAGGAAGUGAUUGAUGUCUUGAGAGAGAGAAGUGAAGAUGGGCCAUUGAGAGUGCAAGUUGAGCAUCUGGUUAAGCAGCUGCAGCAGGCAGGUCAGGUGAACCCACAAAGGCUGGACCACUUGCUGUACCACACUCCUACAGGGAAAAGGAAGCUUUUGUCUUUUCUGAAGGAGGGGAACAGGAGGACCAGCAGCCGAAGGACUCUGAGACCACUUCUGUCAGAGUGAACACACACACAUUGUGGUCAUGGCCACUGCAGAAGUUAAAUAAAAAUAGUGCACAAUACUAAUGUAUCUGUGCCUUGUAUUAAAAUCAUAAUAUUUUUUUAGAAGUUUGGGAAAAAUAUUCACAUGUUGGCUAUCCAGAGUGUCCAGAAAACAUUUUGAGUUCUUGGCAUUUCUGCAGCAUAAUAUUGUGGGACUUGUGAGUAGAAAAUUAAAUUCAAUCUCAAACUGA